Porites evermanni is the source of this 16839-nucleotide messenger RNA. The record is from the annotation of a GenBank genome assembly. NCBI's taxonomy places the organism in Eukaryota, Metazoa, Cnidaria, Anthozoa, Scleractinia, Poritidae.
AUGUCGGGAGGUGGCUGGACGCUCGCUGCUCGGUUUUCGAACGCUGAUUCUAAAAACUGGAUGCGAGAUGAUGCUUACUGGUGGUAUGACAUUCAGUCGUCACAGGGCUCGCCUACCAGCACUUCAAAUAACUACGAUAUGAUAUCGGAAACGUUUUGGAAAGUCAAAGGAGAUAACAUUAAGAUCACUCGAAGCGACGAUGGCUCACACUCUGCCCUUCUCCGUACUUACUCUAAUUGCUUAAGUUACAGAACCCUAAGAGGGUUUUUGUCCAGUUAUGGAAGAUUUACAUAUUCCAAUCCCUGGUCUAAUAAUUACUGCCGCGGAAGCUGUCCAGUGUAUUUUGGAGGCCGGUAUAGUUCCAUGCCAGAGUUCAAUCAAGCGCACUGCAGCAGCAACAUUCAAGGAAGCAGCCGCAUUGGGUUCUGGUGUCAGUGGAGCACCGGUGAUGGUUCGGUGAUGAUGUUUGGUGGAGGAGGAAGUGGCUGUAGUAGAGCAGAUCAUGGUAUUGGUAUUACUGAAGAUAACGAUGGUUCGUUUGAUUCCUCAGGAACACCAGAGUAUGAUUUUGGUUAUGAUGCUGAUUACUUGCCUUCAUAUUCAUACUCCUUGAAUUUGUGGAUUCGCUGAAUAGAAUAGAAUGGAAUGGAAUGGAAUGAUAAGAAAAGAUUAGUCAGAAUAAAACAAAAUAGAAGAAGCUCCCUAUAAGCGCUUUACAGCCACAAUAUGACUAAAAAUUACAGAACAAAACUAGUGUGCCUAAUAGUUAUUAAAAAUAAAAACACCAUAUUUUGAAACGAUCAAGGCGAAUUUCUAUUUCCGCACUCCCACAUUUUAACCAAUACUUUAACACCGUUAAAUCAGUCAAAAGGGUCCCACUCCCCGUUUAAAGUCUUUAUCUACGUCAUUAUCGGGUUCAUUAAUGUAACAGAAUGUAACGAGUGAUUAAUCGUAGCAAACAAAAAUAUUUAAUUAGGUAGGUUGCGCGUUGUAUAUUCGAGUUGUCCUUAUGAAAUUACAUUGAAUGGCCGGCAGUAAGACAUAUUCAAACCUUAUGCCACUGUAGUGUGUUAAUGAUUAAAAGCUGUGUCCUGAUUCUACCAGUGAUACUAGCGUUCCUUUUUGGGAUCUAGAAUGUCUCGGAAUUUGAAAACUUUUGAGGCAAUUAAGCAGGUCUGUGGUGUCUUACGUCUACUUUUAAUGUUUUAUAUACGACCAAGUAAAUUUUGAAGCCAACAGUUAGCGCAAAAGCUUACAUCAAAGAUACCUACCCUUUUUCUCUAUUACGAAAUUAAUACUUUUCGAACUUUUUAAAUUCAUAGGAUAACCUGUAUGUUCUGAACGUGCGCUUGCUUUUGUCGGAUUACGCAAACACGAAAGUGGCGGUAGUCUGUGCCAAGCUCUCGGUCAGUGGAGACCAGCGAAAAAGAUGCGGUUUUCGCGCAGUUUUUCUCUAUGCGGCUUUCCCCACUAUCUUGGAACCUGGAACAGGCUAAAGUGGCGGCAGCGAAAAGUUAAUUUAUAAAGUGAAUCCACUCUUUUUCAAACUACUGCUAUAACAUUGGUUCAGUUUGUCAAAUGUAGGCGAUCUUUCUCAAGUGGAACUCUUAUGGACCGUAUCCAAGUUCACUAAGAACUAAAAAAAACAUUGUCGCCUUGUGCUUACGUCGUGUAUAAAAAAAUGGUCAAGUUCACGCCGUAAGCUUGCAGUGACAAAAGAAAAUAUACCGUGUGAUGUACGCGUUGAGUUAUUGUUUAACUUUUUAAACUAAAUGUAGUUGCCGUCGCCUUUGUAGUUGUUUAAGCUUCCGCCGUUGGUAAUAAUGAUCACUAUGUAAUGACUCAGGAAACAAUUUAAAUGCAAAGCUUCGGUAAAACGAGCAACAAAAACGAGCAGCUUGAAUUUUCAAAAUUGCCGCAAAACGAGUUCAAAAGCGAUUUUGCGCGUUCAAAUCUGUUUACAACCUGAUUUUUUGAUAGACAGGUUUGAGCAUUCACGUGGGAUAGUGUAGGUGGCGAGGUAAAUUUCCACCACUAGCCACCUCCACUUCGGUGAAUAAUUGCUAUUUAUCUGAUUUAUCAGAAUCAUAAUGUAGAUGUUGUAGUUCAUUUUUUAUCUCAGGUACUUUUUGUAUUUCUUUUGUUUUUUGGUAUAUGAUGAUGCAUGCUAACGAAGUUGAAACAAAGGAUCGAAAAAUAAAAAUUACCUGAGAUAAUUAAAAACUCAACUACAACAUAUAGUUUAGCCUAGUAACAAACGGUUCUAAUUAAUGUGGAAACUGCUUAUCACAAAAAUUGCAUGUUUUGACAAGAUCCAGGUGAAUUUGUAUUUCGCUAUUUCGUAUUAAACUCAGUUUUAACACUAAUAGUACUUUGAAACCGGUAAAUCCGCCAACGGAACCCCCCCUUUACUACCAACCCUUUAAAGUCAAUAGUUACGCUACAGCUCUCAGUUAUAGCAUUCAUUAAUGUUACAAAAUAUAAAAUGAUUAAACGUAACAAACAAAAAUGGUUAAUUGGUCCUUGCGUUUGCCAUUCUACACUUGUCCUUGUGAAAUUGAAUGACUGACAGUGAAGCCGCACUUAGUUUUCAGACCUUUAUGCCACUGCAGUAUUGUGACUAUGGGAAGAGGCAGUGUCCUGGUUCUACCAGUGAUACUAGCACUUCUUUUAGGAUUAAGGAUUUGUUACACUUUGAAAACGUAUGAGCCAACGAAAGCAGGUUUGAGGGUCUUACGCACGCUUACUUUUAACGCUUUGUAACUUAAUGAAUUUUGUAGCAGUUGGUUUGCGCAAAGCUAAUAUAACUUCCCGUGCUCAGUUACCUCCAAGAUGAAAUAAAUAAAUUUCGAAUUCCUGGCUUUCGCAGAUUGCAUAUAACCUGUGGGUUCUAAGUGUGCGCGUGCUUUUGUCGGUAGGUUGCAACAAUAGCAUGAAUAGGGAGCUUACGCCAAGGGGGAGGGGGGGGGGGGGUUAGAGUGCACAAAGAUCAAUGAAAUAUGGUUUAGACGUUCGGGGUGUGGGAGGAGUGGAUAUUGGCUGGGGUGUGUGGGGGGGGGGGUGUUGUGGUGGGGGGGGGGAAAAACGAGAGGGAGGGGGGGGCGGGGGGGGGGGGGGGGGGGGGGGGGGGGAAGCUACUUCCCAUACAUUCUCUUAAAUGAAAUCCAAACGAUGUUCUCACAACUUGCAAAGCGAUCAGCAAGGGUCUUGCCAGCGGAUUUGUGUACUGAUCAUGCGCAUUACGUCAAAAACCAUAGAUCAACGGUCUUGAGAAAAAAACAAAAACAUGGCAGUCGAAGGCGGGACUGUUUCCCACUAUUAUAUUUUGGUAAUUCGCAAAUUUAUUGAUUUUAUGUCGCUUUUCAGACAUAGUGUGUGGUUUUCUUUUUCUGUUAAACCAUUUCCCUUUGUAGAGUUUGGAAUAUGCAACAUAUAGCUAGCUCCGUAUAGCUGCAAAGAAAAGGCCGCCGAAGAGUUGAGCUAUCGAGCAGUGUGUUUUGCUGCAAACCUUAGGAAAGUUAAAGUCGCUUCAAGGUACAGAGCUUUCCGUAGUAGUUGUGAUUUGUUUUAGGAUCGUUUUGAAUUUUAACUUUGGAGUCAAGGUGUUGACUGAUCGAAAUAAACGAAGUGAAAUGUUAUGAAGUUUUAAUAUUUAUUCAGUUAUGAUAUGUAGAGCAGUAAGCUCAUAUUUAUAAAGCUUUCUUGAAUAUACUUGCUUCCGAUAAAUUUGACACUUGUUCCAGUAAUUUUUGUCAGCAUCAAGUUAUCCUUGCCCGGCAAAAACGAUGUAACUUAUAAAUAAAUCCAUCGAGCGCGUUGUUGUUGGUUAGCUAACCUGGUUACGUUUUAGUUUCUUCCGCAUUUCAGUACCGAAAGACAAAUACGAUACGGUAUGCAAGAAAAACAAAGUUGCAUGAUAUAUUUUUUUUCAAUUUUUUAAGCAUUUCUGAUUUCCUCUGUCGGUUCGCUUCAAUUCUUGCUUCUAAAAUAUUUACUGUGGGAAAAAUACUGUAAUUAUCCGCUGACCACCACACUGAGUGACCGCUUUGCAAGUUGUGAGAACAUCGUUUCUCGGUCCCAGACCUCAUCUCCCCCCCCCCCCCCCCCAAAAAACCCCCCCCCCCUGCGCAACCAACCACGACAGCGGGCGAACACACCCAUUUAUAAAAAAGUUUAAAAAAACCGCCGCCGGCUUACGCAAACACGAAAGUGACGGCAGCGAAAACGUCAUUUAUAAAGUGGAUUCCGGAUCCGGCCUUUUCAGCUGAACUAUUGAUAUACUCUAUUAACUUCAAUUUGUCAAAUGUAGACAAUCUUUUCUGGAGCCGAAUUCUUUUGGACCAUACCCAAGUUAAGAACUGAAAAGAAAAAGAAUAUCCAACAACUCAUAAAAUAGAAAGAAGACAAUCUGACCUACAUAUGCUCGACUGCAAAACAGCAUAAUUAUAUACUUUUUAGAAAAUAAAAUACACUUGUUGUUGAUUAAGGCUGUUUGACUUUCUCCGCCUUUUCCUAGCUACUAAAAAAUAGAGAGAUUUUGAGUCACGCUUUAAUACGGCAUAUGGCAAACGUCAGAUUCAAAAUGAGAAUUCAGCUGAAAGUUUCUCAAAAUAGAAAAUAACCAGAUAAAACAGCUCAGAACAAUUGAAAUGUACAAAAAUUGCGUGAAACAAGUAAUUUCUGAGUAAAAGCAAUGAACAGUAAACAACAAUAAAGGGAAAAGUUGGUCACGUAGUAGUGCAAAGAUCACGUUUCCCGUUUGAAGUAAACGGGAUUCUAAAAUUAUGUGCAAACAAUGUGUCUAGCCCUUCCUUGACAGAGUACGUGGGCAAUUACUAAUGAUUUUUGUUGUGUAGGCGUAACAAGCAAUGCUUCAAUAUACUCACACCCUAUUUUGCAAUAUCAAGAAGGAAGGGAAGAAAACAAAGAUGGGUCUAACCUUUUGGUUCAACAUCGCGUCAGAAAGGGAGUUGGUGGGUAAUUUCAAUUUUAACUGAGAUGCUGACAUGUGGGAGUUCUUUUUCUUUUAGGUAUCGGUCAAAGAAAAAAAUCAGAGUUGGUUUGCAAACAAAUAACCAUCCUAUAUAUUUGUCUAUUUGUUAUAUUAUUAUUUGUUGUUUACUGUUGCUUUUAUUAUUUACUCUUGUUUUGACAUGACGCGGAGUUGACAUACGACCUUACCUUGGAACAAAUUCAAUACAGCUAGUACUGUGAUCGGAAGAGUAAUCUUAAACACUGAUCGCUGUUGGACCAACACUUGUAUUACAGCUUAGUUCUACAAUAUACCGGCCUGAAAAAUAUCUCAUUUUCAGAGGAUCUCCUACUUAGAUUGUUCCGAACGCCCUUUUACAACAUUUUCUCGGUAAAAACUGCAGUGAAAAUAAACACUUGCAUUUUUUUUCAAACAGUACUUAACAACGUUUCAGAAGUUUUCGUUCAGUUGUUUUUGUUGCUGAAGUGUAGUUGUGUUUCUUAUGCAUUUUGUUUUUUUUUUUUAUUGUUCAUUUAGUUGCUUUUUUUCUGUAUUGGCUAGACUGUUGCAAGUUCAGGUACUUUUUCUACCACAGGUAAUGACCUAAAUGAAUUGAGGGACAAAGCAAAAAAAGCUAAUUCAGCUUACAAAUGGAUAAAAGUGAAUUGGAAGAAAAUUUUUGUGAUCAUUGUUGCGAUAUUUGCAUUGAUUGUUGUCGUGGGAAUCUAUCGAAGGUGUUUCUCUGAUUCAGGGUAAGUUGAAGUCUUUUAAUGACCGUUAUGCAAAAAUACAUGAAUUAGCACUGACACAGGUACUGACAUAAAAGAUCGGGAGCAGUGGAUAGGAUUAGAUUAUAAUUAGUUGACUUCGUGAAUCUGGCUGGUUAGGCCUUUGUUGCAUUGUUCCCCUAAGUAUAUAUACAACCCGGUGCUAGCGAAAGGCUGCGUCAGGCUGCGUGUAUUAAUAAACUAUGCACCCAUUGCUGUGCCAAAAAAGGGAGAUCUGCGUAAUUCGAUUUCAGGUCUAGCUUACAGAAUAACUGCCACAGAAAAUGACAUAUGAAUCUUCCACGAAAAUAUACUCGUCUGGCUAUAAAUCAAUUGCGUCUUGACUAGAUCGAUCGAAUUACCGGCGGAGCUUAAUCUCCAUCUUAUCCAGGGUCCGAAAUUGCGCCUUCCUGGUCGCCAAUGCGACUAAAAAUGUAGUCCUGGUGACCAGAAGUUCAAAGCUGGUCGCCAGCUAGCGACUUGUAAAGCUGGUUGUUAUUGUGGAGAAGAAACUGAUUAAGAAUUGAAACCUCGAAGCUAUUUGCAAACAGGUGUCUUCCGUUUUGUCCUGCUGAUAUUUUUUAAUUAAAAGUGAAACGAAUCUUCCUGUAAUAAUACCUCCACAACAGCUACGAUCAAUACGAGUUGGACGUUUCCAAGCCGCCAUGUUGUUUUCAGCUGAAAUACGGUAAGUACGUUAUGUACUUUGUGGACUGGUACGAGUAAUGUGGUACAGUCGUGGCCUGGUAUGACAUGGCGGCUUGACUCGUGUUUACGUUUCUUGGUAGUUAUCGGAGGAAAAUAGAGUUUUGACAUGAUCAGUGCAGUCAUGGGCAGACAGCUUCUGUUCCUACGUUCUAGGUCAGAUAGCUUUAUAUCUCCAACAAGUAAUUUAUGGAGAAAAUAAGACUUCACUCGUACACGUACGGUUGCUUUCUGGUAUUGGGAGCGAAAACGUCCAUACCAUGCAUUUUUUAUUCGUGUUUAAACUUUUAUUGAAAAAAAGGGAGGGGGGAUUUUUAGCGACCACAAUUUGCCCUCUGGCGACCAAAAAUUUAUACUUGAUCGCCAGUUGGCGUCAGUAUUAAAAAGUUAAUUUCGGACCCUGUUAUCUAAAUUAUUGCGGUCUCUUGCCUUUGUUUAUAUUAUGUAAAGAUAAUGUACACUUUAAGUGCUGCGACCGUCCGUUCAAUGGGUAAAAAAUUCACUUACAGUAUCAGAUUAACAUAACGACUCGAGAGGAGGAGUAACUUUAAACUGUCCAUAAAACCUCCAGUGUUAUUUUAGCCCUUUUUUUGCCAUUUUUUAACUGAGUUCGACAGCUUCGUGAAAUAGUUUUCAAAGAAGAAUAUCAGUAUAUCUGCUGCAAUUUUGUCGUUUUUUGAUUUUUUUUUUUAGCUCUGAUGAAGACGACGUUCAACCCAAUAUUGUCGUUUUAAAAAUGCAAAAGCCAGACACGAAAGGCAAUGGUGAAUUUGACGACCGGAUCGUGAGGGAAGGACUCACUCAGGGAAAUAAUCAUGGCACAUGGGAAGGAAAAGGUCUCCAAAAGGCCACUCAUGACUCUGAGAUCAAAGGUCACACAGGCAAAAAGGUCGCAGAUAAAUUGGCAACUACUGGAAAAGCUCGAAGCCAGACCUUAAGAGCCUUCGCCACGUCAAGAAACGUUUAUUUCAAAGACAUAAUAGACUUCGCACCUGCGACUUCAAACUCUUUUUUUAAAAAUGGCGGAUUCAUCGUCUUAAGAUGGAUAGUAUUCCUGUUUCUGGAUAUACUACUUUUCAGCAGGGAGACUUUUCUUUGCUCUACUUUCAUUUCUCUAAGCAGCUUUUCAAAGUGAAAGCACAGGCAGACCAACUAAGCGUCCAAUCUACAAUGACCCGGCAGGGAAGCCUGAGCAAAGGUCCCUUUCCGUUCUACGAGGAAAUACCGUUGAUAAAAAUGUUGGUAAUGUCGUCAAAAGAAAAAUACUGUGACGAUUAUGUGCCAGUUGCUCACACAAACACCAACAUACCCUUGACUGUUUCACCUUAAAAAGUGCAUCUUCUGUGCAAAAGAUCGGACCUCCGGAUAUCUUGUUGGACGUACGUUUAACCAGUCAAUCUGUCGUAUCAAGUAACAAGUAUAUUUCCUUAGCCCACGUGGCUCAGUAGUUGUAGUUCUUCGACGACGCCCCUUUUUAUUAUUUGAAUUCAAAGGCAGAUCAAAUUAUUCAGCAUCAAACUAACUCAGAUUCAAACAGUUUCUUGUUAGUACAGUUUUUUCAACACGUCCUUCCUGACAGUGGAAAUCAAUUUGGUUGCACAAAUUUCACAACCAAAGUUAGGAUAAGGACUUAAAAACAAUGCUCUUUUAGAACUCCUUAUGUUAUAAUGCAGAAUCUGCAGGCGCCUCCCCUGGAUCUGUCACUGUUACUACAGGUGAUCUAUAUCUGGCAAAACUCAUUUUGUUUACAAACAACAGUCAUUCAAUCAGCUGAUUAUUAAUGACUUCAACAUUCUGCUGAAAGACUAUGCAAAUAAAACCUUUGCCUGCUGGCCAUGUUGUGUGUUUUGAUAACAUCAGGAUGACAGUUAAAUGCCUUCAGGCCAGUUAUUCAAAGGUCGAUUAGUACUUAACCCGAGGUUAAAUUUAACCCGGGUUUCUUUUUCCUGAGUUUAAAAGCAUUUUCUCGGAUAAUUUUCUCUGUUAUUUUUAAAGUUUUCAAUAAUCAACUUGUUGACAAAAAGAAUUAAAACUGAAAUGAUUUUUAUGCUUUCAUAUCUGAAUUCAAAUCUCGCACUAACCCAAAAAGGUUAGUGCGAGAUAGCCCCACACUAGAGAAAUUGAGCCUACACAUAUUUUUAGUCACAUUUAAGCAACUCAAACAAUGUAGGGCCAUCACCAGUGUCAAAUACUUGAUUUAACUUAAAAGCCACUUUACAACACAAUCUGUUAAUCAAGAGUAACCACUCACUCUUGGUUCUGAACCUUCCUGUCUUACACAGUGUCAUAAUGUGAAUACCACGAAAGCCAGGAUGCAGGCCUGAUGAAGUUACAUUGUGGUCUGUGUCUCCAGCUUCGGGAUUACAACUGUUCACAAUUAGAAACUUUCCACCUUUUAUAUGAGUUUAUUUGCUCGCAAAUAAAAAAAUUUAUGUCACCUACACAAUAAUAUGUAGUUAUUUACACAGUUUAAUGUAGGGUCGAGGUGGUUGAUUUUGUGACCUGAUAAUGUUCGUCGACAUGUACAGGUGAUUCUCUUGACCUUUGCUUCUUACUAUAUAAUAGGCAAAAGGUACAGUCAUGUAAAGUAUCGAUCACAAGAUAAUCAGGAGAUCUCAGGGACCACUUAUAUCCCUGGAACGCGUUCAGUAAAAUUACUAUAGUCCUCGUUCCGUACAUUUACUCAGCAUGUGCAGUAAUUUUACUCUCCACGUUUUCAGUAUGUAAAAUUACACAAUCGCAUGAUCGUCUUUCUCGAGGAGUUAUAAGGUGUGAACAACUUCAAUUCCACUCACAAUUUGCAAGCUCAAUCUUCGGACGUUCAAGAAAUCAACCCACCUCCACCCCAUUUCUCCUCCAAUGUGUAAUUAAGUUUUGGUUUACAUCAUGUUUUGCCUUUUAUCGUGGCCCUCACCUUUGCUAGAGCUUAAAUAAAUUACUUUUAGUUUCUUAUUUCUUGGAUUUCUUAGCUAUGUAAAUAAAAGCGGCCAUCUGGAAUGGCCAGAAUUUUAAUCCCAACUGUUUGUUGCUAUUUUUUAUGCACUCUAGCAAACUAAGCUUGGCUGUUGACAUUAAGUGCACUCGGAGUUGGUAUUAUUUUACCAUAUUCGUGAAAGGGGACAUAAAAGAACUUUAUGACAGUUUUCCAAGACUUUGAUCAUUUCAUCAUCGGUAAAAAUUACAAACAAGUUUUUGACAAUGAUGGUAUCCACUUCUGUUGAUUGCGGCACAUCUUUCAGGAUAUUUCCCAUAGUAAAUGUUAUUCGAUUAUCAGGAAAUCCCUCUUUUGCUAACAACUUUUGGGCACGCUCAAUAACACCUGGGAAAUCGAAUAGAACCCCGUUGACGUUUCGUUUUAUCUAUAUAAGAAUUGUUCUGGACAGUUUUUAUCUGUUUAUUUUCUAUUCUAAGAAAUUCUCAACUUGAAUCUGACGUUUGCCGCCAACGUGACUCGUAAUCUCCCUAAUGUGUCCUUCUCCCCCUCCCCCUCCCCCUUCCCCUUCCUUCCUAUUUUUCGCUCUCGUCCCAGCUUUCUACGCAAGGUCACGCGGAAACGCUUUUACUGGUUCCCUGAGUGAGCGCCUGAUUUUUUCUUCCAUCAGUAGUUCAAGUAGCCAGUUCUUGUAUUUUCAGAUCUAAAAGCAAUGUGCUCAUAGCACAAAGCCUGAUCGUUUUACCUUUACCAUCAUUUCGCAGCGUAAUAAGGCUUGUAAGUUGAGACUGUGCUGCGAUUCGUCGCCAGCCAAUGAAUUAAAUUUCCACAUAGUCCGUUAUAUUAAAUAUUACCGUUAUAAUAAUUAUCGUAGGGAAUCCAAGAAUAGACUUCAAGAACUUUGUCAUUGAAGACUCGAAAACAUUUACGUAAGGAAUUUGCGAAUAUUGAUGCUAUUGCACAAGGGCUCUCACAUCCCAUUUGAUUGUAAUAAAUAAAAAAGACUACGUUCUUCAUCGUAUGUGGGCGUGUGGCGAGAGAUCGGAUCGAUCUUCCGCCUGAGUAUUACGGGUUGCGUGGGCAAAGGGAGAAGAAAGAAGCGAGAAGGGGAGAAGGCUUAAUACCUUCCCCCUCCCUCCUCCGUCCUAUUACAUCUAUUCCCCCUAACUUCUAAGAAAGGCAAGAUACACUAUGUUUACUCAGGCUGGAGAAUUUUCGGAAUAUGCGACCGUCCCAAGACCCACAAAUCUUCUCCGUUCCAGACCUCAAACCAGCUGACGGCAAAAUUCAAAAUGGAUGCCAAAGAAAACACAACGUCAUUCAUGUAACUAUAAUCUGUUCAGAUGUGAGCAACCUGUGCAAGGGCUUUUUUUUGGGGGGGGGGUGGGGGGAGGGGGGGGUGGGAGUGAACUUUCUUUGCUCUACCUUAUGCCCAUCCCCCACGCCUUGAGAUUGCGCCCAGGCUACCAUAGUGCAAUACCCUAGCUACUACUAUCAUCGUUACGAGAAAAUCGUCUUUGGUCUAGGCCUAUAACGCAUGCGUGGGAAGGUGGAGUUUCCUUGUCCAAGACAGACACGUCUCUUAUCAAGAUGUGCGUGACUAAAGCGGAGUACGAUGAACAUAGCAAGGAUAUUUGUAGAGAAAAACUUGACUCGUAACGUCAUGGAUACACAUCGCUCAGAACUGAUGUUAUAACUAUGCGCCAUGAAGAAUCAAAGAAAAGUAGGUAAAAGGCUGCGAGGAAGCUGUGUCUUUGUUGGCCUGUGCCUCUUAAUAGGUGAUCAAGAUUUCAUGCGCGACGUAUGACCAACUAUGUGCGUAUGACGCUCAAGUUAGAGACAUCUAAGGAAAUUUCCCGGCGCCCUCGUCAAAACCACUGGCCGGGGUUGUAACUAUGCAUUUCUACCGCCUGUUGUUCACUGGCAUGAAUUCUGAUCGGUAGAAACUAUUCCUCUUGCAGGACUGAAUUUUGCAGUUAGUAACGGUUUUAGCUCGGCCCCUUGGUGCUGUUCAUACAUUCGUCUUUCUUCUUAUGUUGACGGAAAUGAUUUUCACACUUGUGUUAAAUCUACACCCAAAAUUAAAAGCAAUAAAGGGAAUCUCCUUUAUUUAUUUUUAGAUUUCAGUGGAAUGCGAGGUAGGGGUAAAGGAGAGGAGUGAGUAUGAGCAGGACUUUGUUUUCCAGAAGCAGAUUAAGUUCUAACCAUGUGAUUGCCUCUGUUACCCAACUGCAACUUAACCUUGUAAUCCAUAAAGUAAUGUCCCUUUACAGGUACUUAUUGUUACCUAGCUAAUUUUGUAAAGGUUAAUAGGUAAUCUUUAUUCUCCAUGAAGACCUGCACGAACAGAAUUUCUUGGACAAGUCAUUGUUUUCGAAGUUGUCGAGUAAGUGUUCAGUCCCAAAUGUUCUCUUCGCUUUAAUAUGGAGUCCGCUUUUCAAAACAUGUCACAGUCCAAGCUCAUUAACAAGGUGUAUGUGUACUGCACGGUACGAAGUGGGAAAGUGAAAAUGAAAUAUUUAUUCUGCCAUUAAUUUUUUUUUUAUUUCAGUUCAUUUUUAUUUUUCCUUUGUUUCAAAUUCUUUAGCAUACAUUACUAUACCCAAAAACAAAGAAAAUCAAAAAUCAACUGACAUGAAAAAUUAACUGCAACAUUACGUCUGCCUUAUCUCGUCAGUCUGAGGAAAGUUGGCAAAGCUCCGCUUUAGAAGUUUCACGUCCUAAAGUAGAAUGAGUUACAAUUCCCAUCAAUAUUAAAGGAUUAAGAAAUGACUACCAUUCGUUGUUAUUUUUGAAGAUCAAUGUAAAGUCAUUUUCCCAGAGCUUGACAGAUGGCCUGGCACAAUCCUAUCGUAAUUUUAAUAAAUCACCGACGUCACCUUCAUUAUCGAUCAAGUUCUAUAUUCUCAACACUGCUUUCAAUCUGAUCAGAAUGCAGUUUUCAUUUUCUACUCCCUCAUUAUUUUACUUCCGGUUUGUUAAAAUGUUAUAUUCUCUUAAAAUUUUACUCGGAAACAGUAAAUGAGAAUAUUUUCCUCGAUCAAUUGAAUCGAUACAGCCUUUUAAUGGCAAACGAGGCGAGAAUUCGUCAGAGGUAUCGACGACACCCGAAGCGCACAUGUCAAGCCCCGAGAAGCUGCAUCUUACCCUUAUUUUCACCAGGCACAAUUCACAUCCUCAGUUUGAAGUUUUGAGGUUGUUGUUCUCCUCCUUCUCUUUCACUGUAGUGUCAAGGGUCAUCAAGCAGUUUAGUUUACGCGUACUCUAAUAUCCUCUGUGACAUUGCUGAAUGGUUUCUUAAUAUUCUUAAAACUUUACGGAGCGCUUUAACAAAAAUUCCGUCUUGUUAAGAAAAGUAAUUUGUAACCGCGCAGAGUGGCCAGUUUACAGAAGAUAGCUUUUGACCAAACCAAAAUGAGCCGCCAUUCCACCUCGCUGAUUGUUCCAUGACCCAAUGGCUCUACAAUUUCCACUUUCAGGACAAAGUCUUCUGCAGCAUGGAACGGUUAAUUUCACCGUUGUAUCUCCAAGCCUGCUACACUGAAGAACCGUGCAAUAUCCUCAGGUAUUUUCCAGCUCCAGUAACAUCCGUGUUCUUGCAUCCAUCAGCCAUGAAAACAAAUCGCUAAGUGUGCACGAUUCAGCAGUCGUUUGGACUACAGAUGUGACACAGAACAGCUUCCGCAUUUGCGUGCUAGAGUCAGGCCUUGGUACUAAUGGAUCCGCUGUAGUGAACUGGAUUGCGUUUCGUGGCACGCCCUCUGGCGCCUUCGACGGCGCCGCCUCCUUCAACGCGUUCACCAGCGGAACAAAAUGUGAAAGAGUUGACUUUGCUCAGGCAUAGUUUCGAUGCCGCGUUGUUUUCUUUUUAAGCGUUCACAAAUUAUUUGUAGAAACCAACAGGGCGUCUUAGAACUGGUGAAAUUUUCCAGAGAGUUAGCUACAUUGGGAGAAGAGUAGGGAUGCUUUCUCCCUACCCGUAUCAGUACGGACAAUUAUUGGGAUGGUUGCCAGGGGGAAGUUAAGUACUUACUUGUAUGGUUUAUUGAUAUUUAACUUAGAAAUGUCACCGCAAUGUUCCCACUUAGUUAUACUUAACGAGAUAAUGCUACUCGAGGGACUUUCAGCUUUUGUAACAAAUGUUUAUAUAACGCCCAGUUACAAAAACAAUGGGAAUAAAAGACCAUUGUGGAUUAUGUCUAUUCCUGACCAUCAAGAAUUAUUGCGUUUUGAGCGAUUAAGUUAGAAAGAACCAACAUUUUAAGCUUUUGUUAAAAUAAUAUUUACCUGACUGUCAAUUCCAAAGUUUCUUUGAGGGGAGGGGUAAACUGCCCACCUACCCCUCUCUUAACGCAAGUAGACAAUAGCUUCUAAAUAAGCCAAAAAGUUUGAUUAAGGGAAGGGUAGGCAGGCAAUCCUAGACCCUAGAAUCUUAUACCGAUCAAAGGCCAGAGUACUCUGGGUGUUACUAUAAUAUCGAGAAAUGAUGUAAUCAUUAUGUCACGAGCAUAGGACAAUGGAAAAAUCUGAGUCUCCGAGAGGAAUUGAACCUAUGGCCUUCCGAACACCGGUCGGAUGCUCUAAUCACUAAGCUGUUCGUAUUCCGUAAACUCAGUACUGGGCUUAUACAUCUUCGUAGGGGGUGUUAGGAUCGCUAAUGGGGCUUAUAAAACGCUUCGAAACAAGCUACAGCAAAGCUUGUCAAAAUUCGUUUUGUAUUUAUUGGGUUUUAAUCAAGCGUCAAACAUGAUAGUUGCAGCGAGAAUGGGGUCCUAUUUCUUUUUUCUACAAGAUUUGCCCAGAGUUAUACGCGUUUCGCCUCGAGUUUUCUCAAACUUUCCGCACUCAUGUUGGCACUUGCAUCUUAGCCUAUUCCUAUUCCUAACGUGAAGACCGUCGUUGAAUUGAAUUAAACCAUGAUGUGCUAGGGACAGCUGCUUUGUACAUGUUAUUAUAAAAAUAUUCAAAAUCCUUGUCAACCGAAACAGCAGCUUUAAUAGCUUCCAUCUUGGUUUGCAGAGGUUUCCUUCUGUCCCAAAAGUGUUGGCAACUGUACGUCAUACGAGCAUCAGCAUGCCACAGGACGCCAUGAACAUGUGGAUAGAAGAGUUGCAGGAAGACCACUUUAGAGUCUGCCUGCGGGAAGUAAAAACAUUUGACGGCAAGCACCAAAAUAUUCAGGUGGUAAGUUGGUCUGUUACGUGAGUUUUAAUUGUUUGUGAGCAAUAAUUUGCACACGAGCUCUGUUGUUGGAUACAGUUUUUGAAUUUAUUCAUUUAACAAUGAGGAUUAUCAAAACACAGUUAGAGUUUUCUGUCAUUUUCAGUUGAGUCUUAUGAAGUAAUAAGAGUCUACUAAGGUAAAAGUAAAAUGAAAUAUUGGGCUGGUCUGUUAAGAUUAUCAAAUCGCCGAAAAAGCCUCAGUGAUCUUCUGAUUCCUUUUGUUAAAAUUUCACCAUCCGGAAGAGUUAUUAGCUUUGUCAGUUUUACAAUUACAGGAUCCUCUUUAUACAGCAAAUACUAAAUUAGCAGCUGAUUACAACAAGUUGUUUUGUUUUCUAGGACUGGUUGGCCUUUACGCAGGGAACUGGUGAGAUGACAUUCCAUGGAAAACUUCAGUUUGAAAACGAUGGGGCUCCACUGGAACGAGACAACUUCGCUUUCUGCAAGGUAAUAGACAAAUUUGGUAGUGGGACGUUGAAAAGGUAGAUAUUUGAAAUUUUACUAGCAACUUAUUUGUCUUGUAGUUGGUAGAGCCAAGCCAUGAUGAACUAGGCUACAAAUCAAAGAAUUCAAUCCGCUUUGGAUUUUAGGAAGUAAUACAAAUAUCAUGUCUUGUGUUGCCUUAAACAUGUGUAGCAAAUGUAAAACGUGAUGAGAAUAAGGGAGAAUGGUACUUUUGCCUUUCCUUUUUCGUCUCUCCUCCCCUUUCCCUGUCCUUUUUAUCAAUAAUUGCAGGCUAACUUUGCUUCUUGUCCUUUCUUUACAGGUUCUUAACUAUACCGAGACGUUUUAUGCACCUCCCGUUGUUAUGGUAACAGUCAGUCAUCUUUAUGACAGCAAUAACGUUUAUUCUGUUAAGCCGGAGAACAAUGUUCUGAACGCCUGGAUAGAGGUAAAAUAGCGAUUUUUUACUGUCAUCCGUACGCUUAAUUGCAACUUGAAAAUUAAUUUAUUUUUACUUUAAAGUAGGCUGCUAACUGAUAGAUCCCCAACAUGUUUAUGUGUUAUCUAAAGUAAUGCGGUGAGUGUUUACGAUUUGUGACCACAGGAAAUAACGAUUUCAACUUUUCGCGUAUGCGUUACGGACUUGGCAGGAAAGGAGAGCCAACAUGAUCCGGUUACUGUUCAUUACACAGUUAUUGGAGGUAAAUAUUCCAGAACUAAGAUGCAGUGUUACUGUCGCUUUUGCGUUGCCUUAGCAUUUCUUUAGUUUCGAUCUCAUAGGCCUCUUGAAACUACUGCAAGGGAUGGUUGAAAGAAGGCUCAAAGAACACUUUCACUCAGUGCUGCCCUUAUGUUUCUCGUACUCGAUUCGAAGAUCCUAAUAAGUAACGAUGAGUUAGGACUUAUAGAUCUAAACAAAUUACAGAAACAGUUAGCAAAUUAAGUCACAAUUAAAAUAAUAAAUUAAAUGAAUGAAUAAAUAAAUAGAUAAAUAAAUAAAUAAAUAAACUUACAUAUGAUCUGGCCAAGAUUUGACAUUUUGAAUUGUUGUGUGUAUCAUUUGUUCACAGAUCUUGACCCGUGCAUCAAUGUUUCCUGCAAGUACUUUGCAGUCUGCAAGGCGUUUGGUCCCAGGGACGCGCGGUACAUUUGCGUGGAUAAUUGUCCCUCAUUCGAGGAGCCUGUGUGUUCCUCCAAUGGAACUACAUACGAUAACGAGUGUGUGUUCCAGCGAGAAAUGUGCCAUCUCCGGGCAAACUUCACUGUCUAUCAUCCAGGAGAUUGUACAGGUAAUUUUGCUUGUGAGUCAUCAUGUUUUGUUGCAUUUUUUAGACAAGUAAGUUCUUCAUUGUUUACUAGCUCCCUGCGGUGUGAAUAAUCUCACAGUUGAAUAAACCUCCUCAUGAUUUUCACUCGUGAGUAACGUUUGAUGUUACCAGCAAGGCAGUGUUUAAAUUCCGCUGACGUACCUUCUCAAAAAUUUGGUUCCAAUUUCCUUUUAAAUUCAGUCUUGAUGAAAGCUUGGUUAAUAGAGGCUUUAUAGUUUCUAGUUGCCAAGCUCUGCUGUCUUCUUUGUGGCUUUUCUUAAAUUCAAUUCAGUCUUGGCUGGACAUUUAUUAACCAAACAGUCUUACAAGUUUUUGUUGUUGUUGUUGUUGUUGUUGUUAUUGUUUGUUUUCAGGAUUCCCUUCCCAAAAAGGCCGUCAUCGCCUCAGUCACAACCCAGUCUGGGCUGAAGCAGUUUGCGAACAAGUUCCACUGGAACCUUACGUCUUUUAUCCUGACAAACCGGUUUAA